GCCCGUCGAUGCGUUCGCACGUCUGUUCCGUGGAAACCGAAGCCGCGGUUCGCAUUCGCGUGCGUGUGUGUUUGCUGUAGUCCGAAAUCCGGUUGGCCUGCGGUCGUGAAGUGUUUGGCAAAGCAGCUAGAAAAAAGCUUUGAGGCGCAGAGAAGAGAGAAGUCCAACGAGCCGUCAUCCCGUGCUGUCGCGAUUGUCUGUGAGCGCCGGUGUUGAAUGUUUAAUGAAGUGUUUAACGUAACCUGCAGAAAGUGAGGAACCUGCUUGUUAGUGUGUUGAAUGGCUGUUGUUGUUUGUUUCCUUGUAACUGCGUGGGAAAGCGACAAGUAACGAAAGUAUUUCGGCAAAUAAAUGUUGGUCCCCCUAGCAAGAGUUCGCAGUGUCAGGUGCAUCGAAGCGACCGCAUCCAGCGGUGCAAUAUAGCUACGCAAGAAAUUAGAAUUGACCUCUAGUAUUGUUCGGUUUACUUCAUCAAAGUGGGCCACUUGCGCGGAUCGUGCCCAUUGCUGGGGAGAAAUAGAUAAACCCGUGAAACCUCAUCAUCUUCUCCACUGACCGAGUGACCGAAAAAGAGGCCGCUCUGGAAGCUGCACCGCACCGUCAUAAUCACCACAUUCCGAUGGAAGUGCUUUUUCGGUGCAACCGGUUUACCCAUUAGUGCGGCUUCUCGAAACCCGUGGAUCUCGGGUAAUGGUGAUGCUGCGGGGUUAGAUUUUGCUUUCCCCCCGACUGCCCCCUCACCCGGUCUUCUGCCAUCUGGCCGAAUCACUCGAUUGGCACCUUCGACCACCGUACAAGCACCGCGAACAACGCAAUCACCGGCGUCAUCAUCACCUUCGGCUUUUGCGUUCCCGCGAGGGCAGCGAUAGUAGCGGCGUUGUGGACCAAUUAGGCGGAAGAAACGACUGAAAGGAAGCGGAGGAAAACGAAAAACAAAAAACAAAACCACCAGGAAAAAAAAGGAAAACCACCACGGAGAGUUGAACGCGUGAAUGGGCGAGCGAACGGCACCUCUACUCAUAUGUUAGGAAUGUACACAAUGCGACUCCCAAGACGUCGCUGAUCAAACGAUCAUGUUCGAGCGUCGCGUGAUCGGACUGCUGGGUUUUCUGUUGCUAACGGUGGCAAUAUGGCAGAUAUCACCAGGCGACGUGGCCGAAUACAGAGAGUCGCCGGUUCCGUACCUGACCGGUGCGGCACCGUCGCUGGCCGUUCCUUCGAGCCAAACCGAGGCGCAACGACGUGGGAACCAUCGCGGUGAUAAUGUGGUGUUCGAGAGUGGCGGUGUUAGGAGAGCGUUCGGUUACGCAGGGGAGGAAGGAGCCGCUGGCCACGGAAGGCGGAGCAGAGAAGGCGCCGGCGAAGGGUCAGACCAGGGCGCAACCGGGAGUAGCAGCAGCACGCAGUCGAUAGCGUCGUUAACGGUGGCCAAUGCGGUUGGCGAAGUGUUGCCAAAUGAUGACUACCACAGUUUGAUAGAUUUGGGGGAUUUUAGAUUCACCAUCAACUACGACUACUGCGGUGCGGGCACGGACGAUGGCGGACGGGGCAGGAGUAGCGGCAGUAGUUGGAAUCGUGAGGAUGUUAGUCGGAAGCGCCGGAGUAGAAGUCGCCUGAGUAGCCUUAAGCGUGGAGAUGCCUUACGUGGCACGCGGACAACGCCAUCGACGCCACCGUUAGUAUUAGUACUGAUCCACUCGGCUCCGGCCAACCUGGCCAAGCGCAACACGAUCCGCACGACGUGGGGCAGGACGGAUCCGCGUGCAAAGCUUAUCUUCCUAAUGGGUGCGGUCAGCUCGGGCGCGCUCCAGCGUGACAUUGAGCAGGAGUCGCUCACGCACGACGACAUCGUGCAGGGCAACUUUGUCGACGCGUACCGCAACAUGACGUACAAGCACGUGAUGGCGCUGAAGUGGUUCACCUACCACUGCCCCGGUGCACGCUACCUGCUGAAGACGGACGACGAUGUUUUCAUCAACACGCCCGUCCUGUACGACGUGCUGGAGCGGGUGGCGCCACAGCAGAACCUGCUGCUCUGUCAGCUCGUAACGAAGCUCGCCGUCAAGCGGACGCACCGGUCGAAGUGGUUCGUCAGCUGGCGCGAGUAUCCAGCCCCGUACUACCCGCCGCACUGCCCCGGCUACUCGAUUCUCUACUCGCAAGACGUGGCCCGCCAGCUGUACCACGAGGCACAGCGGCAACCGUUCUUCUGGAUCGAUGACGUGCACAUCACGGGCACGGUGGCACAGAACGUGAACGUCACUAUCACGCCGAUGGACGACCUCUACCUGGACCACGACAAAAAGCGAACCCUGCUGCAGGACAAGCCCGAUCGUUCCGCUUGGAUGGUGUUCUUUUUCACCAAUCCGAAUCUCCCCAUGCACGAAAUACGCGAACUGUGGGAGGCAGUCACGGUGGGACAGAACCGCGUCCGGAGAUAGCGUGCACAUUUAAAACCGCUCGCGCGCGGCUCGGGCUAACGUUGUGAUAAGCGUUUUCGUUUCGAGUCUCCGGAAGGGUUCUUUUUUAUGAUUUACUUUUAGUAGCCUUUUGUUUUUAAUUCAAUUUUAAGGAAAACGAGUCAGCUCACCGAUUUUUCGAAGAGUAUAUUUCCAUUAUGUUUUGUUUGUUUCUGUUGGCACCCUAUGCCUAACUAAGAACGGUCGAUCAAAAACCCAAAGAUUAGUGGCUCCGGAUAAAUGUUAUCCGCCCUGGUUGUCGCAAACCUGUCCAUAGGCGUUCGUAUCGACGUGCAAUAUGUCCCACGUUGAAUUGGACCGCACACCAUACGGAAUAUCUUGCAAACUCCUUUUGAUCUAUUUCUUUCACAUUUCUAGUUCAUUUUAAAACAAAGUUAGAAAAGAUUACCAAUUGAAAAGUUAAGUAACUUCUUAGUUUGUGGCAGUGAGAUAUCCUUAUUCAAACGUAACUUUUGCCCCUCCCGCUAAUUUUGAUAAGAUAUAAAGAAUAAGAUCCCUUCAAUGUCUUGUCCGUGUACAUGUUUUGUUUUUAUACGUGUUCCUAAGUAUCUCACAAAUAAAAAGCUUUUGCUUAAUCCAUGCUUUUUGGUUAAUAAGUUUGAUAUUGCUUACAUUUAUCGUUCGAUUUGGAUGCAAUGUUAUGCUCCGGUUGGUGAAGAACCACAAAAAAGAACCAUCACGUACACCUGAUUUGUGCUAGAGUGUUUCCGGUGUGUGUGUGUGCGGAUACAAUUCAAUAAGGGUUCGAUCGCAUAUUUUUUAAUAUUGGACUGAGACCGAUUUUUCUGCAACCAACAACGGUCGAGUGGCUGCGAGCGCGAGAACAAAUGAAGGCGAAAAAAAAAACUAGAGCAGAAAAGCUAGCACAUUGUGUGGUACAAGAAUUGCAUGGAGGCAGGUCCGAAAAAACUCCUUACUUUAGAGAUAGUGAAAGCAACACAACCAAAACACUUUCGCAAGCGAAAAGAACUAGUUAUGCAAUCAAACGCUCAACACGAACUAGGAAGAGCGAGUGGAACAGUUGUUUACCGGUCACGAAAAAAUGCCGAAAGCCAUAAGUAUAUAUAGAGAUAUAUAUAUAUAUAGAUUUAUAUAUAGCAGUGUUUAGCUCGUCAACUAUGAACUAAAAAUGGGAAGUGCGUAAUAGGAGCGUAUUAACUCGAGAUUGAUUGUGUGAAUAGAUAUACAUAUAUAUAUUAUAUACAUAAAUGUAGACAAACAAGAAACGUGUGCACAACUAGGAUCAUAAAAUUUCAAGGAAUUAUGGACUGUUUUAAAAACUAUAAUGCCACUAAGAGGGUACGUCGCGAACGUAAAACAGAAAUUGAAUUGCCUACAACAUUCUUGAUGAUGUCACUAUUCCACUAAACGCAAACGAGAGAUAUAUUUGACGAUAUAUAAAGUUAGAGUAAAAUAACAAAGUAAAUGAAUGUUAACAUAAAGCGACCAUCAUAUAGGAAAAGUGGUAGAGAAAACGGUGUUAAUUACAAAACGUAAGAAAAACAAAAACUGCAAAAAUCAAAGAUUCAAUUACGUUGCUGCAAUGUCACGUAAACGAUUCAAUUGAAUAAUGAACAAAACACACCUAAGAGCUUGGAAAUACUUGAACAUAAUUCUGUUGAACAUUUUGUGAUAAGCAUACGCAUGCUGACCGUGAUGGAAGGGUUUAAUAUAAAUAUUUUAUGUUGUCCACUACGCGUUUGGUAAAAGUUUGCUAGCAUUGCGUCAAGUUACUUUUAAUUGUCGAAUGGUUCGGUUUGACUUCAAAGUUUUUUUGUUCCGACGUGUAUUAGCCACUGUGUAGUAUUGUUAUUUUUUUUUAUCUCACGGAAUAUAAAUUCAAACACACAACUUCCUAACCGAAUGGAAGACGUGUUAGACGA
Messenger RNA from Anopheles coustani, 4363 nucleotides. Its product is annotated as beta-1,3-galactosyltransferase 4. The coding region runs from base 1074 to 2441 and encodes 455 amino acids. Gene Ontology annotation, molecular function: hexosyltransferase activity. The record is from RefSeq and is a predicted model, not a curated record. Gene Ontology annotation, cellular component: membrane. The transcript has 3 exons. NCBI's taxonomy places the organism in Eukaryota, Metazoa, Arthropoda, Insecta, Diptera, Culicidae.